Molecule: messenger RNA, 5115 nt
Organism: Penicillium macrosclerotiorum
Lineage: Eukaryota; Fungi; Ascomycota; Eurotiomycetes; Eurotiales; Aspergillaceae
Product: nuclear pore complex Nup192/Nup205 family protein
Exons: 5
Coding region: 1-5115 (1704 amino acids)
Biological process (GO): nuclear pore organization
Cellular component (GO): nuclear pore inner ring; nuclear pore
Molecular function (GO): structural constituent of nuclear pore
Source: RefSeq, a predicted model, not a curated record
AUGAUGACCGCCCGGAAUUUUGAUCGCGUUCCGCCUUUCUGGAACAAACAGAGCUCAAAGCUGCCCUUCCAACCUCCUCCACCCCGCGCCGCCAUGGCAGAGCUUCUCGACAACCUGGCAAGCCUUCGGGGCUUGUAUCAGGAUCUUUCUGCUAUUACCGACACAUCCUUUUCGAAUGUCGAGAGACUGUGCAUUGAAUUGAAUACGCAUAUUCAUGACUUCCGAAAACUCCUGGACAAACCCGCGAAGAACACUACAAGUCGCGAGUCCGUUCUCUCGGGGAAAAUUAAAGUUGCAGAUGUCGAAUACUCGAUCAAUCAGGACUUCCAACAAGGCACACUCCAGCUCGCCGAUGCUUUGAACAUCGACGAGCUUGAGGCAGCCGUAUUAUUCCUGGCUGCUCAGGAAGACUCACAUGUAUUGGACCGACCUCCCUUGAUCACUGCGAUCAUGCGGUUCCACGAGCGCCGCCAUUUCCUCCUCGAGUGUCUACGCCUCAUUUGCCGCGAAUCCUUGGACUCGGAGCGAGAAGCAACUCAGCCUAUCAUGCAAGAAACUCUAGCCCACAUCCUAGAGAUCAAAAACUCCUCUCUCCAGAACGCAUCAUUAUUUGCAAGGAAAGGCUUGAAAUCCAUGGAUGAAAUUGAAAAAUGGCUAUCACUUCUCAGCGAUCAAGUCCAAAAGGCUUCAAUUGUUGGCCAGGAAAACGAUCGAGACAUCAUGGAAGCGAUUGAAUACCAGCGGCAAAGCCUCCAGCAGCAGCAUGAGUCUCUUGGUGCCAUCCUGUUCUAUCUUUUCAAGGGUACAUUUACAGCCUCCGAGGAUUUCCGAGUCCUCAUCGGUCAACUUAAGAGGCUUGAUCGUUUUGAUGGGCUCCUGAUUCAUUACAUUCCCGUCACCAUUGCGGCGUUCGUACAACAUGGAUCCCCAGAGGGUGCGGGCGUAUCACCCAAAGAAGCCCGAGAGCUACAUGGAAUCGUCACCACGGCCAAAGAUGGUAACUUGUGGAAGUUGCCAGGCUUCCAUGCUGCUAUCAAUGCUCUGUGGCUAGCAAUAUACAGUGGAUGGUAUUUCGAUGAUGGCGCGUCCGAGCAAACCCCCGGGGUUGAUCCUGAAAAAGAAGCGGAAGAGCGCACCAAAUUAUUCAUGGCUGCUCUUGAUGACGGUGCCCUCGAUUUUAUGCUCGCGGUAUGUUCCAGUGUCAACAGUGAAGAAUGGGCCGAUCCCGCGCGGACUGAGCUCGUGAAUUUACUCCUGAGGGAAAGCUCCAUAACAUUGCCAGACUCCGUCACUUGUUCCAGCUACAUGAAGGAGCUUUUGAUGGAAAAUUUCGAGGUUUUUGUUGAAUCCUGCAUUGCAAACAUGCCAGAUGCAGUUCGUAUGCUUAAGUCAGAAGAAGAUACGCAACGACUGGAGCAGAUUACUGCAUUGCGAGACGGACUAACUUCAAGCGUCCAUCGCGGUCUGGUCGAGGCACGCACACAUCUUGAGUCUCUUCUAAUGGUGAUAUCAUUUGCAUUUGAGCACCGACAGGAUGCCGCACAGGAAUUCUGGGGCGAUGUUGAGGGCAAUCUUUACGGUUUUCUCCAGUGGGCAUCCAAACGACAGACCGUUCCUAGAGUGAGCGCCUUCUGUGAAAUGAUUUGCUCCAUCUCUGAGGGCGAGGAAAACGCUGCUGCUGCCCACAGGUUCCUGACAGAAGAAGAAAAAUUCAUGUCUUCCAAGUUGAAGCGAUCAACCACCAUGAACUGGACGCAGAUGUUCGCAGAAUUACAUCUCUAUUCAACCCGGGUUACUGAAAAGCCUUCCGGCAACCAAAACACUUCGCAAGGCGUUAUGCGUGGUCGAAAGCCUGAUCAUGUGGACAUGAGCGAGCCAGAGAGCCCUGUCAUGCUCACCUGCUACCUCCGGCUCAUGGGACAUUUAUGCAAACAGAGUGGGUCCAUCCGAGAGUGGAUGCUGCAAAACGAAUCAUUCAAGGUGAUUGAGACCCUUUUGAAGCUGUGCAGCGGUCCAAUUCCAAGUCACCUUAGAGCAACUACCUUCACUACCCUCUCAGCAUUGAUGACAGACAGGACUUCUGCCUACGGUAAUGAAAUGUGGCUUGAAGUAGAUCACUGGUUGUCUGGUGGUUCGAUGGUUGCUUCCGGCAAAGUUCCAGCCGGUCCAACAACGACUCGUUCUGUGUGGCAUGAACAACAGUCCUUGCAGAAGAUUGGCGAAAGUUUUGACCAAACUAAUGCAUUCGUUGUCUUGAUGAACGCACUUACCACACCCGUGUGUGAAAUGGGUGAUAACCCCUUGUCACUUGCGUUUCCGGAGUCUUUGGGAUCCUCAUAUCGAAUGCCUGGAAUUGAACCUUAUGUCGACUUCAUUCUUGGGCAUGCUUUGUCUCGCAAGAUCCAGGAUCUCAAUGAAUCACAGUCUCGUUUCCUAACUUACAAUUGUUUGGAAUUUGUUGUGACGAGUUUGCGAACCUUCAAAGAAGAUCUCGUCACAGUUCUUAGCCAGCCAACACUCUCAUCUGAUUCCGCUGCCACAGCGUCCACACUUGUCGCCUACGUUCGACUUCAUUCAUUCGCACGUGUAAUGGAAUGGCUGUUCAAUGAAGAUGUCUUGAAGGCUUUGUUUGCAGCUAGCCAACAGGAUAUCUCGGAAGUGGCUCAGGCAUCCUCUGAUUCGGUAUUGGUAUUGACUUUGCUACGCAGUGUUGAAGUUAUGAAUUUGAUCAUGGAUCUUCAGUCGACUUAUUUCAACAUCGUCAGGCCCUUGAUCAAAUCUCAAGCCUCAGGAAAUCGAAGCUAUGUGGCGAACUCGUCUCUUGCCUCAUUUGAGGAUAGCGUGCUCAACAAUCUUAGUUUGAUACCUGCACUCUGCCUCUAUUGUGGCACUGGCCACGAACAACUGACCGUCACUUCUAUGACGUUGUUGGAAAAACUCACAAGUUCCCGCAAGCUUAAUAAGAUGUCCUCUCCUGAACUCACAAAGUGGCAAUCCUCAAACAAGAUCGUAGAGGUUCUUGCCAGUGAGGUGGAUGUUGAUAGUGUCGCCCGCUCACUGGUAUCUCAAAUGGAUCCUGACCCAAGAGAACUGGAAUAUGGCUCUCAAGCGGCAGGCUACGUCAUUCGGGAAAGCCUUCUGGCUCUCUUAAACAGCUGCCUGGGAAUGAUUACAGACCGUCCUACUGUGGCUCAUCUUCUACUCGGCUUUAGCUGCGUGGGCAAUAUCCUGGAUGUACCUUCAGGGGGUUUGCUCGCCAAUCAGAUGUCUUUGAUGCACGCCAUUAUUGGUUUUCUGCAGACUUAUCCCGAAGAAUUAGAAGGAAGUAUCACAUCAUGGACAGUGCAUCUUAAGCGGAUGUCUUUCGAAGUUCUCAAGCACCUCUGGUCGUCAAAGCUUGCAACAUACUUCACUCUCGGCGAGAUGCGAGCUCAGGGAUUCCUGAUGAGCAUGUUCGCAGGCCAACCCAUCGUCGGACCCAAUACCCUUUGGAAUGGCUACCCAGUCGUGGCAGACGAAUUCUGGCUCACCAAUGCCACUUCGGCCCUGGCUGAGUUCCUGCUCUUCCGAAGUCAUCUAUUCGCCUAUGCUGCCACAGAAAUCCGUUCCGCAGCCAAGGUUGGGUCACCAACCCUACAGACCGGAAUUUUAUCUACUUUACUUGGGAGCUCUACCUUGGACAAUGGCGAAUCCAUUUCCCACGCGUCCGUGUUCGACCUCUUUGACUUUGCUGACUUGGAUGUUGCGCGCGAGUUCAACGUACCUCAGCUGGCCCUGCUGAGACAAAUCGCUGUUGAUGUUUGUGCCAAGCAAGAGGACGACUCAUUGGUUCUUUAUAAUGUCGCUGAAAUCGAAGAAUUGAUCCAAAUUCAAAAGUCGAAGUUAAUGGCCGCGACGCCCCGCCCUCAGGAUGAAGAGCAAUUCCAAACCGAAGCAGAAAGUUUGAAACUUUUCAUUCUCGCAACGAACCAAAGCCGCCAAAUUCAAUAUAAUCGCUACCUUGCACUUCGCUCAUGGGCAGAGUUGAUUACUACGAUAAUCACUUGCUCUGUUCUUGACGAUGCUACCAGACCAACUUUCAUAUUACAUGCUAUUCAAAUGAUCCUUCCGAAAAUUGAAAUUGCAAUUGAGGGUGACUCGCCAGAGGCUAUUGAAUUUGCACGAUUGGCUGAAACGUUGAUUGGCAAACUUGCAUCAGAUAUUUCUUCUAGUCCUGCUUCACGAAGCGGCGAUAUCAUUGAUGAGAAGCUUCAUCAACUUUUCCAGGUUUCUACUCGGGGAAUUUUGUUGGCCUCUGGAAAUGUCGCUCUGCGAGAAGUUCUCUAUGGCAUCUGCUCUCAGUACAUCACCCGUAUCACUUCCUCCUCAGAUUUAACUCACGACAGCCUGAAACGUCAUAGUCAACAAGUGGUUCGAGCCGCUGGUCCUGGUCUGGUAGAGAUCAUUUGCGAUGAUGCUUAUUCUGGCCAGGAGGCAUCUCGUGCCUCGGCUCUUCUGGUGUUGAAUUGUCUAGCCGUUCUGGAUAGUCAAACAGACUGUGUCCUAGCCGAGAUGGUUUCACAGUCCAACUAUCUCAGUCUCUUCUUAGAUGCAGUCCGAUCACUGCCUGUGGAGCUACGGAAUGCCGAAACAGCUGAUACAUCUAUUCUACUAGAAUACUAUGAGUCAUUGCUGGCUCUCCUCCAGCAGCUUUCGCAGACCAAGACUGGUGCCACUUUUGUUCUCAAGGCCGGUCUUUUCGAGUCCGUUCGAGAGUCACGACUGUUUGCCGCCGAUCCCGACAUUGGCAUUGACAUUGACAAACCCGAUGCCCUGCGGAAGUACUAUGACCUCCUUUUAUCCGUUAUUCGUGUCAUUGUUUCAGCUGUGUUCUCUCGAGGAAUUCAUAACGAACAAAUCAAAGCACAAACCAGAGCCUUUAUUGCCGAAAAUCGGCCCUGCAUGGUGGGCGUUUUCAAGCGGUUUGCUAAGAUUGGCGGAGGCCCAUCACCAGACCAUCACGAAGCUCUGUGCGAGUUGGUUAAAUCAUUCAUGGCACUGAUCACGGCCACCAAUUUCCUAGAGUUUGAGGAUCAAGAAAUACAGCAAAACACUCGACCAGCUCUCUUCUCAUGA